This is a messenger RNA of Terrapene triunguis (Three-toed box turtle), 2451 nucleotides long. RefSeq names its product chromosome unknown C2orf49 homolog (gene TSLIG2). The record is from RefSeq and is a predicted model, not a curated record. Gene Ontology annotation, biological process: embryonic morphogenesis. Bases 291 to 902 code for a protein of 203 amino acids. Gene Ontology annotation, cellular component: tRNA-splicing ligase complex. Lineage: Eukaryota; Metazoa; Chordata; Testudines; Emydidae. The transcript is spliced from 4 exons.
CGGAUGGACUCGGACCUGUUGCUGCACCCGGAGCUGCUGUCGCAGGAGUUCCUGCGGCUCACCCUGGAGCAGAUGAGCUAACAAGGGCUGUGAUCCUGCUGUUGGGUCCAUGCAGGUACAUCCUUAUACCUGCGUGGAGUCUCACGAAUGUAUGUAUUGAUCUGCAAUGUUGUGUAAAUCACCUAUUUCAUUACUUGUUUAAAAUGUUAGUUAUGCUAAAUUAACUGUUGAAAAAAUGAAGUGCCAUUAAAGUUAUUUGUGUUUGAAAGUUUCUCCUGUUAAUAGUGGCUAUGUUCCUUUUCCCACAGAAGAACAUACUGGUUGAAAAUAAUGCAAAGCUCGACAAAGAUGGCCUCACUAAUCUCUAUGUUCAACAUGCCAUACCAUUGCCUCAGCGGGACUUACCCAAAAGUAGAUGGGGGAAAAUGAUGGAAAAGAAAAGGGAGCUAAAUGAAACAAAAAAUGAGAGUAAAAGUGUUACAACUGUGGAAGGCUUACGGAAACGGCCACUAAUUGUAUUUGAUGGCAGUUCAACAAGUACAAGUAUAAAAGUGAAAAAGACAGAAAACGGAGCUACUGAUCGCCUAAAACCUCCUCCAGCUGGAAUCACAGCCGAUACUUUUAGGAGAUUAUCUGUUCCUUCAAACGCCUCAACACACAUUUCAGCCUCCAGUUUAUCACAGGAGGCUAAACUGGAAACUAGGAAGAAUGAGGCUAAACAGAACAGUGUUCCAGUGACUAAUAGCGUAUUGGCUAAUCUGAAGGUGCCACCUUUGACCCCUGUAGCAGGAGCUGCUGUUGUGAAAUUAAAGAGAGCAGCUCCAAAAGAAGAAUCUGAAUCAGCGAAUGACCUAAAACCUACAGAAGCAAAGAAGAAAAUCCAGCAUGUAACAUGGCCAUGAAUUAGUGGGGGUCCUGGAAAUGUAAAUAUAUCAUUCCUGUAGUUCAGAACAGUUGAAGUACAUUUCUCUUUAAAGUAUACAGGGAUUCACAUUGUUGUGGAGUUUUCUUAAAUUUGAAAGUUCCCUAAUAUAAAGCUGGAAUCAUAGUCUCACCAAUCACCUUAAAAGUGUCUACCUUCUUGCAUUGAGACCCUUCCAAAGGUGGUGUUCUUACAAGAUACUAAAACCUGCUUUUGAAUUUUCAAGUAUACUGUAGUUCAUCUCCUGUGUGUCUCUACAAAACACCUUUGUGGGCUUCAAAAAUGUUCAUAUUUUAUGCUAUACAGCUAAAUUCAGUUUAGUAGGUCGUGUCCUGGCUAAAUACCCAACACAAUUCUUGAAGUUCCAGGUGGUAUGAAAGAUUGUGCAUCCAAACCCUGUUUGGGUUUCAGAAUCUAGUUAAACAAUAUAGUAUAAAAUCAUCCCAUUGAUAGAUUUUAUUCUAGAGAAAAAAAUAUUUUUGUUAUACAGAACAAAACUACAGACUUGUAUUUGUAUUUAAAAUACAGGUUAAGUUAGUAAUAACACAUGAACUAUAUAACAUUCUUGCUUCAAAUUGAAGCUUCUAUAGUCAUUUGAGAUAAAAAAAAAUGCACAUGGAAGCACAUUAUUAGAAUCUAUAUUCAGUAUGAAUCUGAGGAAAAAUAAUAAAUGGAUUAGUGCAAUGUUCUUAUACACACAUCUGUAUGCGUGUGUGCAACAAGUUUCUUUUGUUAUCCCAAUUAUAAUAAUGCUUGUUAAAAUAAAGUGGGAAAUCCUAGAAUGUGGGCCAACACUCUCCUCUCAUCAACAUGUAAAGAAGCAACAAUCACUGCACUGAGUUAGAAUAGUAUACUCUUAACAAUGUCUAGCCUCUUUCCUACCUGUGACAGUUUUAAAAUAAGAUUGUUGGUUUUUCUUUGAAUCCCAGUGGAUUUCAUUUGGAUUAUUACUUGUGUGGUGUAACACACUGGAUCUGGUCCUAUGUCCAUUAAAAUCAAUGGCAAAACUAUUGAUUUUGGUGGUUAAGUGGACCUGAUCCUGCACCUACUUUGGGUGUAUAUGGUAAAUAGUAAAGCUUCUAUAUGCAAAAACUAAUAUGAAAUCUGUAUUCCUCCCAUAUGAAAGCCUGUCACCACUGAAUUUAAACAUGAAGGAAAUCCUUUUUCUGGCUUUGAGCCAGUUGAAAAUGCUGUCAGCAGCGAUCUGAAAGCUUACUUAGAAUUUUUUUAAAUGUAUAUGUAUUGAAAAUAUGAACAGUAGUCUACGUCGGAUAUGGCUGAGACAGGAGUUUCCCAUGCAUUAUUGUGGAAUCAAAGGCACUUCUGAAUGCUGUAAAAUAGUAAGAAUGAUGUGUGUUUUUUUUUUUUUUAAAUAUUGUGUGCUCGUCUCCUUUUACUAAACACUAAAACCUGUGUGCAGGUUUUACACUUCAGUACAGAAAAGUUUCACAUGUUAAUGUACAUUUUGUAUGUAAAGAGUGGUCUUUUAAGUAGUUUUAUCCUAUUUAAAUAAACUGAAUUAAAAGUAA